AUGGCAAGCACAGAAACGGGCAUGAAGUGGCAGUGUGCUGCUGCACAGAAGCACACCUGCUCAGAAGAGCAGUCACACGACAGCACACCAGCACAUGGUGGUACAGCAGCACAUGGUGGUACAGCAGCACAUGGUGGUACAGCAGCACAUGGUGGUACAGCACAUGGUGGUACAGCAGCACAUGGUGGUACAGCAGCACAUGGUGGUACAGCAGCACAUGGUGGUACAGCAGCACAUGGUGGUACAGCAGCACAUGGUGGUACAGCAGCACAUGGUGGUACAGCAGCACAUGGUGGUACAGCAGCACAUGAUGGUACAGCAGCACAUGGUGGUACAGCAGCACAUGGUGGUACAGCAGCACAUGGUGGUACAGCAGCACAUGGUGGUACAGCAGCACAUGGUGGUACAGCAGCACAUGGUGGAACAGCAGCACAUGGUGGUACAGCAGCACAUGGUGGUACAGCAGCACAUGGUGGUACAGCAGCACAUGGUGGUACAGCAGCACAUGGUGGUACAGCAGCACAUGGUGGUACAGCAGCACAUGGUGGUACAGCAGCACAUGGUGGUACAGCAGCACAUGGUGGUACAGCAGCACAUGGUGGUACAGCAGCACAUGGUGGUACAGCAGCACAUGGUGGUACAGCAGCACAUGGUGGUACAGCAGCACAUGGUGGUACAGCAGCACAUGGUGGUACAGCAGCACAUGGUGGUACAGCAGCACAUGGUGGUACAGCAGCACAUGGUGGUACAGCAGCACAUGGUGGUACAGCAGCACAUGGUGGUACAGCAGCACAUGGUGGUACAGCAGCACAUGGUGGUACAGCAGCACAUGGUGGUACAGCAGCACAUGGUGGAACAGCAGCACAUGGUGGUACAGCAGCACAUGGUGGUACAGCAGCACAUGGUGGUACAGCAGCACAUGGUGGUACAGCAGCACAUGGUGGUACAGCAGCACAUGGUGGUACAGCAGCACAUGGUGGUACAGCAGCGUGA
Messenger RNA from Closterium sp. Yama58-4, 993 nucleotides. Lineage: Eukaryota; Viridiplantae; Streptophyta; Zygnematophyceae; Desmidiales; Closteriaceae. The record is from the annotation of a GenBank genome assembly.